This is a messenger RNA of Sipha flava (yellow sugarcane aphid), 1022 nucleotides long. It is a transcript of the gene Ski6, whose product is annotated as exosome complex component RRP41. The record is from RefSeq and is a predicted model, not a curated record. Gene Ontology annotation, biological process: poly(A)-dependent snoRNA 3'-end processing; rRNA catabolic process; nuclear mRNA surveillance. The transcript is spliced from 4 exons. The coding region runs from base 96 to 845 and encodes 249 amino acids. NCBI's taxonomy places the organism in Eukaryota, Metazoa, Arthropoda, Insecta, Hemiptera, Aphididae. Gene Ontology annotation, cellular component: nucleolus; nuclear exosome (RNase complex); cytoplasmic exosome (RNase complex).
AAAUUGUUCGUGAUAACGGCACCGCAGAACCACGAAACGAUCGCGGCUUUGGCAAAAACCUUUGGAUACGCGAUCACCGACCACCUACAGCACCGAUGGAUUUAUUGAGCAGACAAGGGCUGAGGACGGACGGCCGGCGGUCCGACGAGUUGCGCAGGAUCAGUUGCAAGAUGGGAGUGUUCAACCAGCCGGAUGGUAGCGCGUACCUGGAACAGGGCAACACGAAAGUGCUCGCGGCCGUCUACGGGCCGCACGAGAUUCGGGUCAACAGAUCGAAAGCGCCCAAUGACUGUGCGGUCAUCAACUGCCAAUACAGUAUGGCGACGUUCAGUAGAAGUGAACGGAAACGUAGACCCAGAGACAACAAGUCAGCUGAAUUAACAGUUCAUCUCAAACAAGCAAUGACGACUGCAAUUAAAACCGACCUAUAUCCUAAAUCUCAGAUCGAUAUAUUUGUAGAGGUUUUACAAUCUGAUGGCGGUAAUUAUAGUGUUUGUGUUAAUGCUGCUACAUUAGCUUUAAUAGAUGCAGGAAUUGCCAUGGAAGAAUUUGUGAUCUCAUGUACGUCUAGCUUAGCUAAUGGUGAAGUGCCAUUAGUGGAUAUAAGUCAUCUGGAAGAGACACUGGGCGGUCCCAGUAUAACUGUAGCAAUAUUACCCAUUUCUGGAAAAAUUGCCAUGUUGGAAACAUCACAGAGAAUGCACAUCAACCACGUGGAACCUGUGCUAACCGAAGCUAUGCGAGGAUGUCGUUACAUAUAUGAUACUUUGAAUAAAACUAUAAAGAAACACUAUGAAGAGAUUGGUGGUGCUUUGAAUUGGGGAACUGAAGAAUACAAUAUUUGAUCCUAUGUAUAUGAAUUAAUUAAGCUGUUUAAACAACAAAUCUAUACACCGAGUAUAUUUUUGUAUAUUUAUAUUUUUGUAUUAUUUUUGACAUGUUCUAUUCUCACAAUUUGUAAUAUAAGGUAUUUAGCUAUACUUAAAAAAUAUAUUUACACAGUUUAAGAUUGAUACAACUAA